AUGCAUUCAAUUCAACAGUAUGAUGUUUUCAGUCCCAUGCAAACACGGAAGCGAGAAAGUGUGCUUCGUCGCUACGCAAGUGCGUUGGGGAUUCCACAAUUUUCCACGAUUUCACUUGGAGUGGCUUGGAUGCUUGGGUUCGUUGUGGCAUUAACCGCAGGUGCCCUUUCAGAUGCAUUUCAAGGCAAUGAUCCCGCUAUACCGUUGAUUCCAACAACAAGCUUAGCAGUAGGACUCAAUGGCUUUUGUGCCCUACUCUCUAUUCUCCUUGGAUACAGCUUGUGGGAUUCGUUCAGCAUUUACCAACCAUUUGCAGGCGGGGAAAGGUAUGUAUUGCUACAAGGGUGUGGGUGGACGCUCCUGGUAGCUGCUUCAGCUGCCAUGAUUGUAUACGUUAUUCAGUUGGAGCCACCCACAUUUAGGUACGGGGUGCUAACGAUACUGGAGGGAUUUGCAUCCAUAGGGAAUAUUUUGCUGGCUGUGUCACUUCACUACUUCACACCUUCAGAAUCUCGAAACCGGCCCGUGGAAGGAACUCCGCAGCGUUCUAUGGAUAACCCAGACAAGGGGUCAGUGCUGGAGUGGAUGUUGCAUAGUCCAAACUCUGAAACCGGCUUGGUUGUCAUUUUUAUGUUGUCACAGCUGCUUCUUUGCAAUAUUGGAGCCUUAUUUCGGACCUUAUCUUCGCCUGCGAUGGUGUUAUUUACCACUUUUCAUGUGAUCAGUGGUAUCAUUAUUUAUUUAUUGAUUAAAUGGAAACAAGCAGAGGGGUUCAAUAUUUUACGAGGACCUGUAGAGACUUUGUACUGUUUGCUUUCCUGGCUAGUGUACGCUUUGGCUCUUGUGGGGGGAAUAACUCUUACUCGCACAGGGACGGAGGCCCCACAGAUGACAUUUGGAAUGGUAGCCUUGGCAGCCUUUGUUGGUAUUCUGUCGCAGUUGGUGCUGGUUCGAACAUCACUGUAUAAAGAGAGUCAUGACUCUUUUCAGUCCACUGUAGCGAAGUACGCCCGAUUUUUUUUUUCAGCCAUGGCCACAGCAUUGGCAUGUAUUUCAAUUGGUAUCAUGUACUACGUAAAACGUGAGGAAAAAUCAUUUACAGGGUCUAGGAAUGAACAGGCAUUAACAGAGGGUUUCUUGUUUUGUCAAACUCUAUCCGUUUUUUUGUUACUUGCACUGACUCCCGUGACGCACUUGAUUGGGCGCGUUAUCUACGGGGAGGCCUUUAGCUUUUUUCAGCCCUUUCGUGGUUCAAUGGGAUUUAUAUUUCUUCAAGCGCUUGGUUGGGCCUUCUUUGCUGUCUGUAUUCUUUGCAUGACAUUUCACAUGACAGCGACGAACUUUCGGUGGAUUCUCUAUGCUACAGCUGCCGGCGCUAUGGGGCAGUUUUUUAUUCAAUUCUCUAUUGAAGCCUUUGCUUCAGGUGUCUGCGUAGCGAAGGAGCAGGCAGCGGGAAACUUGAAAAGAGGCGAUGUUAAAACGGAGGAAGGCUCCAUCACUGGUGAACUGAUUGUCAGCCUAUUGCUUCAACUGGCUUCGAUUAUUUUGCGACUUAUGAUAGAUAUAUCUUUAGCGCAAAACAGUGCGUUUUCCUCUGCUCAAAAACGUCUACUGAUUACUUUUGCAUCCUUGGCUUUUGUGGUGAGUGUACCUCUGGCUCACUACUCUGGCACAAGCAAAGAUAUUCCUUUUUUUGCUCCGUUUAGAGGUAGUGGCACCUACAUCGCCUUACAGGCCUUGGGAUGGGUUGGGUAUGCAUUGUUUUUGCUAAAAGCUAUUCUGGAUGGUGUUAUCUCACUGAAUGACCUCGACGCUAUACAUUUUUCGCUAGAAUCUCCUUUCUACUUUUGGUUCACUCUGGAGGGGUGCCUACAGUUGGUGCCCCUGGUGCUGAUUGUUCUCUCCGUGGUCAUGGAGGUGCGUUUCUCCAUCCCACGACAGCGUGGACGAAGAAUGGUGCUGGAAGCUCUCCAAUGCGUCAAGGCGGCACUGGAUGAGAGCCUUGAUGCUCGCAAAGCAAAUGAGCGGGCGGCGCUGCAAUUGUCUAUGCGGAUUCUAGCUGCGUCCACUCUUUCAGCUCACGGCAUGCACUACGACCGAGAUAGUUUUUGCCUCGGUGACAAACCGACUCCAGGAAAGCAUACCGCAACAAAAGCAAUGGAAGUUAUGAAAGAUAUUUGCUUCACAGGUGAGGAGGAGGAUGUUUUGCCACUCUUUCCGACAGAGGCUGAGAGUCGACACGGUGCAGCAAUUCUAUUGGUGAUGAUGCUGUGCUUUACCUCGGCAUCGGGUUAUGUUAUCGCCGCGCUUUGGGCAAGCACAGUGCCGCUUGUCGGGUUUGUCUUUGCCGUUGGUGGCCUUGCUGUGUGCACCAUCUCCUGUGUGGGUACCCACUGCGGGUAUGGGGCGUUGUUGCAAGGCCAAACAGGGGAAUAUACCUUUUUCAUGCUUUUUAAGGGCGGGUCUGUGUUUGUAGCACUGCAAAUUGCGGGUUGGGUGAGCUACGCAUGUACGUUUAUUCUGACACUUAUUCAUACUCUGGAAGACGAGGGUCAAACCGUCAAACUUUUUACUGGAGCGGUUUUUUCAGUCUUUAGUCAAAUACUUAUUCUGGUCUCUAUUCCGAAAUUUGACUCACGGCCCCGGCGUCAAACGUACUUGGAGGAGAAUGGCGAAGGAGUUGUGGCAGUGCUAGUUUUCAUCGGUGCGUUCUUGUUUGGUCAUCUCUACCUGCGUGCACAGGAGUUUUUUCGUGAGUUGGAUGCCGUUUGUGUUGCUGAUGUAGACAUGGUUCCCUCCACACGGCGCUCGCAUGUUCCCUUUUUUAUCAUGGCGCUUAGCAUUGUGGCGGCCGUGCCGUUUGUCCUGGUUACCCUCGGCCGUUCCACUAAGCACCUGGUAUCGGCGGCACACACACCGCACCGUGACAUUGACACCGAUGAAGAUGAGCCAUGGGGACGUCGUAAAUCGCUUAUGGUGAACGUCGUUUUGCGCGUGUCAGAGAUCAUGAUAUUGACGCUUGGAAUGACCACACCUAUGGCGUUUUUGUUUUUGGUAUACCUCUUUAUGCACGGUGUGCAAAGCGGCUUCUUGCCUCUCAUACAAUAUUGGAUACCCGUGGCGGUGAUAGCGGUGGUCCUUGCCCUGCUGCUUUCACUCGUGCCACAUGUCAUGAGCAUUAGCGUGCUGAGGCAGCUAGUAGCCUUUAGGGAGUGUGUCGUCGUGUGCGGUGUGUACUCCGUAGCGAUUAUUUCUUUUAUCAUUAUAUACGGACCAGCAUUCUGUCUGCCGUUUCACUCUGUGGGAGCGUAUUACACAGGAGCUGUGACCUUGGCUUUGAGUGUGGCUGCACCUUUUCGGCAGUUUCGCACAUUGUUAAGGUUUGGUGUUUACGCAGUACUCGGGUACGCCACCUAUGUGGAGUACUUUCGUGUGCUGGAGAGUCAUACAGCACUUUCUGCGUUAGCGACGCUGGGGUACUACGCUAUAGAUGCGGGGGAACUGUUGGUUUGGCUUUGGUAUCUUCCGUCGUAUGAUGGGAAGCCUGAGGAGACGGGUGCAUGCCGCCGUUUGGGGUUUGUAACCUGGGCAGAGAAGCACCUGUUCAGAGACAUUGGGAAUUACUUUAGCUAUCGUGUUAUUCUAGAGGACGAAUCUGUGAACAUGCGGGACAGCAGCAAUCAGUACAUCUUCGCAUUUCACCCGCAUGGUGUCUUCGCAGGCAGUGCCCUGUGCGGCAUAUUUUCCGAGGCCUGGAAACAAAAAAUUGGUCACAAUGCAAAGACCUACGUUUCGACACAUGGGGCAAGCGUCAUGUUCAAUAUUCCAAUUAUACGCGACUUUAACCUGAGCUUGGGGGCACUGUCUGUGACGCGUGCCGCCAUUGAAUCUAGUCUUUCCUGCGGCAAUAGCCCCCUCAUCGUCAUUGGUGGGCAGGCCGAGUUAAUUCUGACGAAGCGCAGCAACAAGGUGAUGUCGAUCAUCACGUACCACCACGGCUUCGUGAGACUGGCACUGAGGCACAAGGUGCCCCUCGUGCCUGUGGUAAGCUUUGCGGAACAGAACGUGCUGAGCAUUGUCUCCGCGCCUACAAUGCAGCGUGCCACCCUGAAGGUACUGGGCUUUCCAUUUCCAAUCAUUCCGUACGGUAGGUGGCUACUGCCGCUUCCAUACCGCACACCGCUAACGCUCGUCGUCGGCUCCCCCCUCCCCAUCCCUCCCGGGGCGAGCGCCGACAAUCCAAGCGAUGUUUCUGCUCUCGCCGAUGCAUACUUCGCGUCACAGCGGAUUCUCUUCUACAAGCAUCGCACAGCAGCCGGUUACCCAGAAAUGGAGCUCGAGUUUCACUCGCGGCAAGGAGGGAAGGUGGACUAA
Trypanosoma rangeli is the source of this 4374-nucleotide messenger RNA. RefSeq names its product putative diacylglycerol acyltransferase. NCBI's taxonomy places the organism in Eukaryota, Euglenozoa, Kinetoplastea, Trypanosomatida, Trypanosomatidae. The transcript has a single exon. The coding region runs from base 1 to 4374 and encodes 1457 amino acids. The record is from RefSeq and is a predicted model, not a curated record. Gene Ontology annotation, biological process: lipid metabolic process.